GACACCCGCGCAUCAGCUGCCGCCUCCGCGGAUCGCCCCGUCAAGCGGGACGGGGGGAGCUGCGCAGCCCGGCCCAGCCCAGUCCCUCGGCGGCGGCUGGCGGGAAGGGGAAGAGGAAAAACACACAAAACCACGCCGGCCCCGCCGGAGGCGACGCCCUCCGCCUGGGCUCGCCCACGCCCGGCGUGGCAGCCAGCGCCGCCCGAGCCGAGCCGAGCCGAGCCGAGGGGCAGCGGAGCGCGCCCGGAGGCGGCCCGGUCCCCGCCGGAGGAGGAGGAGGAGGAGGAGGGGGGUCCAGGACGAUGCUGGCGGGGCUGGGGCGGGCGGUGCGGAGCGGCUGGCCGCCGGCCAAGCGGCAGCCCCCGGUCCUGCUGGGCGGCCGGGAUGGCCGCCCGCCGCCCUCAGCGCCUCAGGUGCGGCUGUGGAGGCACGCCGGAGCUUGGAGGGGCCGGGAAGGAGCACCGUACAGCACACUGGUGCCAUCUGACGAAGUAACUAUUAAUUACAGACAUGGUCUUCCUGUGAUAACUCUUACGCUGCCCACAAGAAGUGAACGCUGUCGGUUCACAGUUAAGCCAAUGGUGACCACCGUAGGGACAUUCCUGCAGGAUGUGCAGAGAGAAGAUAAAGGAAUUGAGAGAGCGGAAGUCUUUGCAACAGAUGGUAGCAAGGUCUCUGAUGCAACCUUGAUGGAGGUCUUGUUGAUGAAUGACUUUAAACUUGUUAUCAACAACACAGCAUACAGUGUGUCACCUCCUGUAAAAGAUAAGCUGAGUAGUGAGCAUGCUACUGAAAUGGAAGAUAUCAAAUCCUUGGUGCACAGAUUGUUUGUGGCUCUACAUUUAGAAGAUCACCAGAUCAGGAAAGAGAAAGAAUUGCUACAGAAACUGGACCAUCUGAAAGAAGAGCUGCUGCCUCUUGAACAGAUGAAAGCGAGAAUCACGGACAGUGCAGAUGCAAAGACCUCCAGGCUUCUAUGGGUUGGCUUAGCUCUGAUGUCAACACAAGGGGGAGCGUUGGCGUGGCUCACGUGGUGGGUCUACUCAUGGGACAUCAUGGAGCCGGUCACAUACUUCAUCACUUACGGGAGUGCCAUGGCUUUCUACGCCUACUUUGUUCUUACUAAACAGGACUACAUUUAUCCUGAUGCUAAAGACAGGCAGUUCCUCCACUACUUCUAUCGGAAAUCCAAAACCCAGCAUUUUAAUGUGGAACGGUAUAACAAGCUCAAAGAAGACCUAGCAGAGGCAGAAGAAUCCCUGAGGCGUCUGCGCCAACCUCUGCACUUGAGGCUUCCAAUCCAGGAAAUCAAUGACAAGGACUGACUUUGGUUUUGUAUAUAUUAGAAUUGCCCUUUAAAAGCUGAUACAAACAUUUAGUUACUCUACAGAAACUGGGUAUUUUUGACCACUAUAUAGUUUUGAAAGUUGCAAUAAAUACCUACAAAAAUUA
Messenger RNA from Aquila chrysaetos chrysaetos, 1452 nucleotides. RefSeq names its product mitochondrial calcium uniporter dominant negative subunit beta (gene MCUB). NCBI's taxonomy places the organism in Eukaryota, Metazoa, Chordata, Aves, Accipitriformes, Accipitridae. Gene Ontology annotation, biological process: calcium import into the mitochondrion; mitochondrial calcium ion homeostasis. Bases 303 to 1325 code for a protein of 340 amino acids. Gene Ontology annotation, molecular function: calcium channel inhibitor activity. Gene Ontology annotation, cellular component: uniplex complex; mitochondrial inner membrane. The transcript has 8 exons. The record is from RefSeq and is a predicted model, not a curated record.